Molecule: messenger RNA, 2704 nt
Organism: Hordeum vulgare subsp. vulgare (domesticated barley)
Lineage: Eukaryota; Viridiplantae; Streptophyta; Magnoliopsida; Poales; Poaceae
Product: protein NRT1/ PTR FAMILY 6.1
Exons: 1
Coding region: 616-2577 (653 amino acids)
Biological process (GO): transmembrane transport; oligopeptide transport
Cellular component (GO): membrane
Molecular function (GO): transmembrane transporter activity
Source: RefSeq, a predicted model, not a curated record
UGAAAUCACUUAAAAGACUUAUAUUUAGGAACGGAGGGAGUAGUAUAUAGUAGUAUAUCACUUGAGACCUUGCCACACAUACGAGUAACGACCCACGUACGUAGGGCCUCAUCUCAUGUGAGCCUGGCAGCUUCUAUUCAUCCAUUUCAUGUGGUUCUCAUGGCCAUGGUGUGAACCUCCCUCAAGUUUAGUUUAGUUACUGCACAGCAGCUCGGCCCCUCGUUUCACUUCCAACAGGACACAUCGCAGGCACGCAGGCGAGGCGAGCGCGAGGUCCCCUUCAACUUCAACUUCAAAUUCAACUUCAACUUGAAGCGUGGCGUGCCACCAUCACCAUGCAUCGUCCUUCCUUGUCGCGCUUAAUGCCGCCAUUAACUCCCUCCUUCCUUUCUCGCUGCCAUCCUCCCCCCGCCAUAAAUCCCUCCUCCCGUCUCCCUCCAUGGAUCCCUAGUAGCAUCGUCCUCAACAACCUAGAGCAGAGCAGAGCAGAGCAUCCAUCCAUCAUCCAUGGACGGCCACUCUCUUCUUGUCAACUCUUGAUCUACAGUCCUCACCCUCCAACUUCCAUAAUCCACUGAAUUGUAGCCGGCCGGCAUCCCGCCGCCGUCAACCGUGAUGAUGGAGGAGCCAACACCUACACCGCCGCCAAACAACACUGCCAAGGAGAUCAAGUCGCCGCAGCCGCCGCCGCCGCUCGCGAGCUCGCUCUCGCUGCAGCGCAAGAAGCUGGGCUCGCACUUCCUGGAGAGCGACGAGCGCCGCCGCUUCUACGGCGCGACCUCCUCCGCCGCCGCGGUCGGCACCACGCCGCUGGACAUCCGCGGCGCGCCCAUCCCGGAGCACGCGCUCGCGCGGACCGGCGGCUGGGUGGCGGCCUUCUUCAUCUUCGGCAACGAGACGGCGGAGCGCAUGGCCUACUACGGCCUGUCCGUCAACAUGGUGGUCUUCAUGUUCAAGGUCAUGCACCUCCCCUUCGCGGCCUCCGCCAACGCCGUCAACAACUUCCUCGGCAUCUCGCAGACCUCCUCCGUGCUCGGCGGCUUCCUCGCCGACGCCUACCUUGGCCGCUACUGGACCAUCGCCGCCUUCACCACGCUCUACCUGCUGGGGCUCAUCGCGCUCACGCUCUGCGCCACGCUCCCGGCGCUCGUCCCGGCCCAGGACGGCUGCGACAAGCUCGCCAUGCUGCUCGGCGGCUGCGCGCCGGCCGAGCGGUGGCAGAUGGCGUACCUCUACACGGCGCUCUACGUCACGGCGUUCGGCGCCGCCGGGAUCCGGCCCUGCGUCUCCUCCUUCGGCGCCGACCAGUUCGACGACCGCUCGGCCGACUACAAGCGCCGGCUCGACCGCUUCUUCAACCUCUUCUACCUCGCCGUCACGGUGGGGGCGAUCGCCGCCUUCACCCUCGUGGUGUACAUCCAGAUGCACCGCGGCUGGGCGGCCGCGUUCGGCGCGCUGGCGCUCGCCAUGGGCGCCUCCAACGCGCUCUUCUUCGCCGGCACGCCGCUGUACCGGCACAAGGCGCCGGGGGGCAGCCCGCUGACGAGGGUGGCGCAGGUGCUCGUGGCGGCCUUCCGGAAGCGGGGCGCCGGGUUCGGCGACGGCGGCUACGUGGGGCUCUACGAGGUGGCCGGGGCCAAGUCGGCCAUCCGCGGCAGCGGCAAGAUCGAGCACACGGACGACUUCCGGUGGCUCGACAAGGCGGCGCUCCGGCUCGACCAGGAAGGCGACGAGGACCCGUGGCGGCUGUGCACGGUGACGCAGGUGGAGGAGGUGAAGAUCCUGGUGCGGCUGCUGCCGGUGCCGGCGUGCACGGUCAUGCUCAGCGUGGUGCUCACCGAGUUCCUCACGCUCUCCGUGCAGCAGGCCUACACGCUCAACACCAGCCUGCUCGCCGGCGUGCACCUCCCGGUGACCUGCAUGCCGGUCUUCCCCUGCCUGGCCAUCUUCCUCGUCCUCGCCCUCUACUACCAGACCUUCGCGCCGCUGGCCCGCCGGCUCACCGGCCACCCGCACGGCGCGUCGCAGCUGCAGCGCGUCGGCCUGGGCCUCGUCUUCUCCAUCCUCUCCGUCGCCUGGGCCGGCGUCUUCGAGCGGUACCGGCGGCGCUACGCCGUCGAACACGGGUACCUGGGGCUGUUCCUGUCGCCGAUGCCGGGGCUGAGCGCCUACUGGCUGCUCAUCCAGUACUGCCUCAUCGGGAUCGCCGAGGUGUUCUGCCUCGUCGGCCUCAUCGAGUUCCUCUACCAGGAGGCGCCCGACGCCAUGCGCAGCGUCGGGUCGGCCUACGCGGCCGUCGCCGGCGGGAUGGGCUGCUUCAUGGCCACGGCGCUCAACAACGCCGUCGACGCGGCCACCGGCGACGCCGUGAACGGCAGGCCGUCGUGGCUGGCGCAGAACAUCAACGUCGGGAGGUUCGACUACCUCUACUGGCUGCUGGCCGUGCUCAGCACGAUCAACUUCGCCGUCUUCCUCUACUUCGCCAGCAUCUACAAGUACAGAGCGCCGCCGCCGACCACCGCCACCGCCGACAGCAGCAGCAAGGUGGAGGUCUCGGUGGUGUCCGACCACAAGUGAAGUGAAGUGAAUGAAUGAAAUACUUUGGACAGAACCUAGUUUUUUUUUUUUUGCAACCAAAUUUCACUUGGAUUAAACUGUGGACUGAUUUCAACGAGUACACAAUUUGAUCAUCGUUUUCGCAUGA